This is a messenger RNA of Melopsittacus undulatus (budgerigar), 1280 nucleotides long. RefSeq names its product proliferating cell nuclear antigen (gene PCNA). The coding region runs from base 40 to 828 and encodes 262 amino acids. Gene Ontology annotation, biological process: translesion synthesis; mismatch repair; leading strand elongation. Lineage: Eukaryota; Metazoa; Chordata; Aves; Psittaciformes; Psittaculidae. Gene Ontology annotation, molecular function: DNA binding; DNA polymerase processivity factor activity. Gene Ontology annotation, cellular component: PCNA complex. The record is from RefSeq and is a predicted model, not a curated record. The transcript is spliced from 6 exons.
GGGCGGCGGUGGGUUAGUGCCGGUGCGGCAGCAGCGAGGAUGUUCGAGGCGCGGCUGGUGCAGGGCUCGGUGCUCAAGCGGGUGCUGGAGGCCCUCAAGGACCUCAUCACCGAGGCCUGCUGGGACCUGGGCUCCGGCGGCAUCAGCCUGCAGAGCAUGGACUCCUCGCACGUGUCCCUGGUGCAGCUCACGCUGCGCUCCGAGGGCUUCGACACCUACCGCUGUGACCGGAACAUCGCCAUGGGGGUCAACCUGUCCAGCAUGUCUAAGAUCCUGAAGUGUGCUGGGAAUGAAGACAUCAUCACUCUGCGAGCAGAAGACAAUGCGGAUACACUGGCACUCGUGUUUGAGGCACCGAAUCAGGAGAAGGUUUCUGAUUAUGAGAUGAAGCUGAUGGACCUUGAUGUGGAGCAGCUUGGAAUUCCAGAACAGGAAUACAGCUGUGUAGUGAAAAUGCCUUCUGCUGAGUUUGCCCGCAUCUGCAGGGACCUCAGCCACAUCGGUGAUGCCGUUGUCAUCUCCUGUGCCAAAGAUGGGGUGAAGUUCUCAGCUAACGGGGAGCUGGGCAAUGGAAACAUCAAACUGUCCCAGACCAGCAAUGUGGAUAAAGAGGAAGAGGCUGUGACAAUAGAGAUGAAUGAGCCAGUGCAGCUGACCUUUGCAUUGAGGUACCUGAACUUCUUCACCAAAGCCACCCCCCUGUCCCCUACAGUCACGCUCAGCAUGUCUGCAGAUGUUCCUCUUGUUGUGGAGUACAAGAUUGCUGAUAUGGGACACUUAAAAUACUACCUGGCUCCAAAGAUCGAAGACCAACAAGAAGGUUCUUAACUGGAGCAGGACUGAAGGGUGAGGGGACAGCCUGGAGAAGGAAGUGGUGGUGGUAGCAGUUCCAGUGCAUUGGAGCGUCAUACAAGCACUGUUAGGCCUGUUGUGUAGAUACCUUUGUAAAUACUUUUUACCUUCCUCUUUUCCUCUACUGCUCUCAUUGGAAAUAGGAAAUGCUGUGUUUUUUCUAGUGUAUGCCUGUGCUUGCAGUAGCCUCUUAGAUGCUGUCUGAAGGUGAAGUAUUUUACUCCUUGGCUUAGAGAAGGGAUGCAAUAUUUAACUCGAGUAAAGAUGAUGUUUCCUGGAGUUUCACCUGUGGAACUGUAGUGGACUAGGGCUGCUCUUCACUUAUGCCAUGAGUUAAUUUGACCUUACUUCAUCCAUUUCUUUUUGAAGCUGAUAUUCCAACUGCAACUUAAAAAAAUGGAAAUAAAAGAAUCUAAUUUUCAAGGGUU